This is a messenger RNA of Aspergillus calidoustus, 1011 nucleotides long. NCBI's taxonomy places the organism in Eukaryota, Fungi, Ascomycota, Eurotiomycetes, Eurotiales, Aspergillaceae. The record is from the annotation of a GenBank genome assembly.
AUGGCAACUCCGGCUCAUUGCUUUUAUUGCUUCGAGAGCCUGGCGGCCUCGUAUGAUGGGAAUGACCCUAUCAGCCUCACGGCCGUGGAAGAGCUCUGGGAAAGAUAUGAGCAGUUCAAGAAACUUGCCGCUUUGCAGGAGGACGACGAGUCACCUCCUUUAGGAGGAAGCGAAGCAUCCGGCCAGCAACCUGGAAACGCCAGUGGGCAGCCUGAUCCGCGCUCACAUAACAUUAAGCUCCCAAGCAUCGAUCGUCUUCAAACCCAAGCGGCAUCCGACGGCAGCGUAUCCACGACACCAUCUGCCAUGUCCAACAAGUCGUCGAGCUCUGUCUUCUCAAGCGCUACCACAUCCAGCUCAGUGUCUUCCGAAUCUGAUACGCCGGCCGGGAGACAACAUAGGCUGAGCGAGCAAAAGUACCCACUCUUUGUGACGUGGAACACGCUGUCGAAGGGUGGCCGUAAAUCCUUGCGUGGGUGUAUCGGUACAUUUGAGGCGCAGGAGCUUUCUCGCGGGCUGAAAUCCUACGCGCUCACUUCGGCAUUUGAUGACACUCGGUUCUCUCCAAUUCCAGAGUCACUUCUUCCCUCGCUAUCGUGCUCCUUGACACUCCUAGGGACAUUCGAGCCAUGCACCAACGCUCUGGAUUGGACACUCGGCAUCCAUGGUAUACGGAUAUCGUUCAUCCAUCGCGGCAGACGCUACGGCGCAACCUACCUCCCCGAUGUACCGGUGGAGCAGGGCUGGACCAAGGAAGAAACCGUCAAAAGUCUAAUGCAUAAAGCCGGUUGGGACGGGCCGUCCGAGAGCAACACGAGGAGAUUCCUGCGUGGCAACAACAGUGGCGAGCACACCAACUCCACGAAGCCAUGGGACCAAGUCUCGGAUUUCCGAACAGUCAAAUACCAAGGGCUCAAGUCCUCUGCAAGCUACGCCGAAUGGCAGGAAUGGCGCGACUGGGUCCUAUCCUUAGAUGACGGUAGUGAGCAGUUGUUAGAUCCAGCAGAUUGA